AGCUGUGAUAUCACUUGGGGUUUUGCUUUUUAUUUUGUUGUCUCAAGACUUGGCUGGGUUAACAUUGGCUACACAGACCUCACCUCAGUUUUCCUUGACUCCUUUUACCUGGUUCGAGUGCAUUAGCAUGAUGGUGAUUUUACUGAACUGUGUUACAUUGGGGAUGUACCAGCCGUGUGAGGAUAUGGACUGCCUCUCUGACCGGUGCAAGAUCUUGCAGGUAUUUGAUGAUUUCAUCUUCAUCUUCUUUGCCAUGGAAAUGGUCCUGAAGAUGGUGGCCUUGGGUAUCUUUGGCAAGAAGUGUUACCUUGGAGACACCUGGAACCGCCUGGAUUUCUUCAUUGUUAUGGCUGGGAUGGUGGAAUAUUCCCUGGACCUCCAAAACAUUAACUUGUCUGCAAUCCGUACUGUUCGUGUCCUGAGGCCCCUCAAAGCUAUCAAUCGUGUACCCAGUAAGUCAUUCUUCCCUCCAACAUGUACCCCAUUUCAUCUGUAGUUUUCCUUUAUCUGUGCCUUUUUUAUCUAUCACUCUUUGCA
Messenger RNA from Alligator mississippiensis (American alligator), 537 nucleotides. RefSeq names its product voltage-dependent T-type calcium channel subunit alpha-1I-like. Gene Ontology annotation, biological process: sodium ion transmembrane transport; calcium ion import; positive regulation of calcium ion-dependent exocytosis. The record is from RefSeq and is a predicted model, not a curated record. Gene Ontology annotation, molecular function: voltage-gated sodium channel activity; low voltage-gated calcium channel activity. Bases 128 to 496 code for a protein of 122 amino acids. Gene Ontology annotation, cellular component: voltage-gated sodium channel complex; plasma membrane; neuron projection. NCBI's taxonomy places the organism in Eukaryota, Metazoa, Chordata, Crocodylia, Alligatoridae. The transcript is spliced from 3 exons.